CCAAACAAAUCGCCAUCUGUCAACCACAAGCUAAAAAAGGAGGACAAACAGCUUUUCUCCGUAAACGCGAGUCAUAAAAAUUGCAUUCUUUACCUGCUCGAUGACCCUUUGGUGACCCGUUGGUGAAGUUUAUCGAAUUUUGUUUUACUGUUUGAUGGAUUGUGGGAGAUAAAAAGGACGCAGUACUUAUAAAAAGGGGUAGGCUUACCCGCAAUCACCCGUUCGGUUUUCCCCCUCAUAGGGGCGGGUUGCGGCAAAAGAAAAUGGUGCCAUAGACGGUGAGCAGGAUACAUUCACGCCAAGGAUAUGAACGGAUCGGCGGCAACUGCAGGGCAACCGCGGGACGACACCGCCGGACCGACGAUGGAACCGGUCGAAACGGUGACGCUUAUCAGCGACGACUCGGACGUGGAGAUGACCGACAUCACCGUGAAGCGUCCUAGCAAAUCCGAAUCGGACGAGGGGCGUCGAACGAGCCGGCGCAAGAAGGUAAAGGUAGGCUACGGUGACAAUGGUGCGAAAACGAACACGUCCAACGCCCGACCCGGCAGUGCCUGUGAGCGUGGGGACGGGGUCAUCACGCCCGACCGGAAAGCGGAAACAACUACCAAAUCGGACGCACCGCCGACGCCGAAAUCGAAAAAACGUGAGGUGGAAGAAAAGUCCGCCACCGGACCGGACCCGAACCCGUACCAGGAGUUGAUGACGGGGCUGGAGGGUGCAGCAUUUCAGUCGCGUCUCCCAGUCGACAAGAUGACCGCCUCGGAAGCCGUCUGCUUUCCGCACAUCAUCAAGCACGGGCUGGUGGCGCAGCGCGUGUUCCUGAACGUGCGCAACCGCAUCCUGCAGAUGUGGAUCGAGGAACCGACGGUACAGCUGACGGUGGAGAAUGCGCUGAAGAAGAUGGAAUCACCGUUCGACAGCGAUCCCUCGCUCGUCCGAAGCGUGCACGCAUUCCUGGAGCGGCACGGGUUCAUUAACUUUGGAAUCUUUAAGCGCUUGAAGCCACUGCCGGUGAAGAAGCACGCCAAGGUGAUUGUGAUCGGCGCGGGAAUCUCGGGACUGGCCGCGGCCCAGCAGCUGCAGCAGUUCGGGUUCGAUGUGAUCGUGCUGGAGGCGCGGGAUCGUGUCGGCGGGCGGAUUGCAACGUUCCGCAAGAACGCCUACACAGCAGAUCUGGGCGCGAUGGUGGUGACCGGCACCUGGGGCAACCCGCUGACGAUACUGAGCAAGCAGACGGGCAUGGAGAUGUGCCCGAUCAAGAGCGUCUGUCCGCUGUACGGGGCCGGCGGCAAACCGGUACCGAAGCACAAGGACGACAUGGUGGAGCGGGAGUUUAACCGGCUGCUCGAGGCGACGAGCUAUCUUUCCCACCAGCUGGACUUUAACUACGCCGGCAAUCAUCCCGUUUCGCUCGGGCAGGCGCUCGAGUGGAUCAUUAAGCUGCAGGAAAAGCACGUGAAGGAGAAGCAGGUGCAGCAUCUGGGCGGCAUUAUCGGCUGCCAGCAGAAGCUGCUGGCGAAUCAGCAACAGCUGGUGGAAACGCUCGCCCGGAUAAGGGACCUGAAGGCGAAGCAGCAGCAUCUGAUCGACACGAAGCCACCGAAACCACCGCCACCGGCGAAGGAGGGGGGUAGUGGUGGUGGCGGUGGUGGGACAGCGGGGCAGGACUCAUCCGGAGGUGACAGUGCGGGGACAAAGUACUUCGAGCACGAGUUUCAGCUCCGCGUGAUGGCACGCGAGGAGCAGCUGGCCUGGAAGGAGGUGGAACGAUUGCAAGCCCACCAGACCGAGCUGGAAGCGAAGGUGCGCGAGCUGGAAAACGAGCAAGUGUCGGAGGUGUAUCUCUCCUCGAAAGAUCGCCAGAUACUGGACUGGCACUUUGCGAACCUGGAGUUUGCGAACGCGACCCCGCUCAGCAAUCUGUCCCUCAAGCACUGGGAUCAGGACGACGAUUUCGAGUUCAUCGGCAGCCACACGACGGUUAAGAAUGGGUACUCGUGCGUACCGAUCGCGCUCACCGAGAAUCUGGACGUGCGGGUGAACACGGCCGUCACCUGCAUCCGAUACCGGCCGGGAGGCGUCGAGGUGACGGCCGACUUGAAGUCCAACAACUCGACCGUAUGCUAUCGGGCCGAUCUGGUGCUCUGCACGCUUACCCUCGGCAUACUGAAGCUUGCCAUCGCGAAGGAAUCGAAGCAGCUCAACACGGUCCGGUUCGAUCCGGAGCUGCCGGAGUGGAAACAGCUGGCCAUCCGGCGGCUCGGCUUCGGCAACCUGAACAAGGUGGUGCUGUGCUUCGACCGCAUCUUCUGGGACCCGAACACGAACCUGUUCGGGCACGUCGGUAGCACCACGGCCAGCCGCGGCGAGCUGUUCCUGUUCUGGAACAUCUCCCAGUCGCCGGUGCUGCUAGCUCUAGUCGCGGGUCAAUCGGCCGCCAUCAUGGAAAACGUAUCGGACGACGUGAUCGUGGGCCGCUGCAUCGCCGUGCUGAAGGGCAUCUUCGGCAAUUCGGCCGUCCCGCAGCCGAAGGAAACGGUCGUCACGCGGUGGCGGGCGGAUCCGUGGGCCCGCGGAUCGUACAGCUUCGUGUCGGUCGGUGCGUCGGGCAGUGAUUACGAUCUGCUGGCCGCGCCAGUUACACCGAAAGCGCCGGAAGGUGCAAAACCACCACCAACACCACAAAAGCCUCCAUCUGCGCCUCAGCAGCAGCAGCAACGCCAUGACAAAAACGGUGACAAGAAAGACAACGAGGAGAACGAUGACGAGGACAGCAAUCCGAUCGACAUUCCGCGGCUCUUCUUUGCCGGUGAGCAUACGAUCCGCAACUAUCCGGCCACGGUGCACGGUGCCCUGCUCAGCGGGCUGAGAGAGGCGGGCCGGAUCGCCGACUACUAUCUCGGCUUUCCCAACUGCUAUCCGGAAGCGCCCAAGGACGAAAGCGCAAAGAAGUGAUCGCGCCCACCGGUCUGGGGGCGCUCUCUUGCCGCACAAACUGCACACAGUGACACACACACACACAUACAUACAAUACACAGCGAAGGAAUUGAUGGGCAUUGGUAGGCCAUUUUCACUGCACGAUAAACACACAUCCACACACUCCAACUCUGUACACACACACAUCACCCGUUUGCGUUCGUUUAACUCCUUAGCACUCUCGUUCCCACUGAACCCUGUGUGUGUAGUACAUGAUUGAUUGUAGAAAAUAUCCAACUGCUCGAGCAAAUUUGAACAAAUUUCAUAUCGGUAUGCUUUUGUGCUGUGUGUAUGUGUGUAUGUGUGUGUAUGUCGGAUGUGUGCCCUCAUUCUCUUUAGUGCACUGCGGAGUACAAUGGUAUUAAUAUGUUCAUUAUUUCCGUCUGCCAUGUUCAAUACUGUAGAUAAAUAAAUAUGAAUAAGUCGAGAACAAAA
This is a messenger RNA of Anopheles arabiensis, 3414 nucleotides long. RefSeq names its product possible lysine-specific histone demethylase 1 (gene Su(var)3-3). Gene Ontology annotation, molecular function: flavin adenine dinucleotide binding; oxidoreductase activity; protein binding. Gene Ontology annotation, cellular component: nucleus. Bases 307 to 2958 code for a protein of 883 amino acids. The record is from RefSeq and is a predicted model, not a curated record. The transcript is spliced from 2 exons. Lineage: Eukaryota; Metazoa; Arthropoda; Insecta; Diptera; Culicidae. Gene Ontology annotation, biological process: regulation of DNA-templated transcription.